Messenger RNA from Chionomys nivalis (European snow vole), 2664 nucleotides. RefSeq names its product zinc finger FYVE-type containing 27 (gene Zfyve27). The record is from RefSeq and is a predicted model, not a curated record. The transcript is spliced from 13 exons. Gene Ontology annotation, molecular function: metal ion binding. The coding region runs from base 168 to 1403 and encodes 411 amino acids. Lineage: Eukaryota; Metazoa; Chordata; Mammalia; Rodentia; Cricetidae. Gene Ontology annotation, biological process: positive regulation of axon extension; protein localization to plasma membrane; endoplasmic reticulum tubular network formation. Gene Ontology annotation, cellular component: growth cone membrane; endoplasmic reticulum tubular network.
CGACGGCGGUGGAAGGGGCAGACGCCCUGGAGCCUGUGACUUCGGAACGUCGGUGGGAGGUGGCGCGGCGUGGGGUGGGGCGGGCCUGAGGGAACGCUCCAGGGCUUUGCUGCCCUUCCGUCCCCAAGGCCGUCCCUGCCCCUCUCUCCCCUGGGCCGCCGUCAGGGAUGCAGACAGCAGAUCGGGACCCGAGUGGGCCAGAGGUGAGCCCCGGCGUGAUGCCUGAGGUUCUCUCUGAGUGUUCACCUGCCCCCACCAAGUCGACAGCGUUUGAUCUUUUCAACCUGGUUCUGUCCUAUAAGAGGCUGGAGAUCUACCUGGAACCCCUGAAGGACGCAGGUGAUGGUGUUCGAUACUUGCUAAGGUGGCAGAUGCCUUUGUGUUCCUUGAUGACUUGCCUGGGCCUCAACAUCUUGUUCCUCACUCUGAACGAGGGUGCCUGGUACUCCAUGGGUGCCUUGAUGAUUUCGGUGCCCGCCCUACUGGGCUACCUUCAGGAGGUGUGCCGGGCACAGCUGCCAGAGUCUGAGCUGAUGCGGAGGAAGUACCACACCAUAAGGCAGGAAGACCUACAGAGAGUUCGCCUUUCCCGCCCCGAGGCUGUGGCUGAGGUGAAGAGCUUCUUGAUCCAGCUGGAAGCCUUCCUGACCCGCCUGUGCUGUACCUGUGAGUCAGCCUACCGUGUACUACAUUGGGAGAACCCCAUGGUGUCCUCACAGUUCUAUGGCGCUCUUCUGGGCAUGGUGUGUAUGCUCUACCUGCUGCCCCUCUGCUGGGUCCUUGCCCUUCUAAACAGCACCCUCUUUCUGGGAAACGUGGAAUUCUUCCGAGUGGUGUCUGAGUAUAGGGCUUGUCUGCAGCGGCGGAUGAACCCCAAGCAGGAAGAGUACGCCUGUGAGAACUCAGCCCUGCAGGACGCCGGGGGACGGAGCACUCUGCUGGACAGCACUCCUGCCCCGACACCCACAGAGGACCUCACGCCAGGCAGUGUGGAAGAGGCUGAGGAGGCCGAGCCAGACGAAGAGUUCAAAGAUGCAAUUGAGGAGACCCACCUGGUGGUGCUGGAGGAUGACGAGGGCACCCCGUGCCCAGCGGAGGAUGAGCUGGCCCUGCAGGACAACGGGUUCCUCAGCAAGAAUGAGGUGCUGCGCAGCAAGGUGUCUAGACUCACAGAACGGCUCCGCAAGCGAUACCCCACCAACAGCUUUGGGAACUGUGCAGGCUGUGCCGCCACUUUCUCGGUGCUGAAGAAGAGGCGGAGCUGCAGCAACUGUGGGAACAGCUUCUGCUCUCGGUGCUGCUCCUUCAAGGUGCCCAAGUCCUCCAUGGGGGCCACAGCUCCUGAAGCCCAGAGAGAGACUGUGUUUGUGUGUGCCUCCUGUAAUCAGACCUUGAGCAAGUGAGAAGAGAGGCUGGGCUCCCACUCUCCUGGGGCCAGCAGUAGACACUACACUCCCAACCCUGGUCCUCUGAGGCGUGUGCUGGGCAAAUGCAGCCCGACAGCUAGGUCCUCCCUGCCCUUCCCCUGUUGCCUUCAGCUGGGCUGGUGAUACUCUGAGGCCCACAGGGAGAGGAACCCCUGGAGCUGUUUGCCCUGCUCUCCCGUGCUGAUGACUCAAGACUGGCCAGGGAAUGUCCACCAGAGGGCAGAACUGAGCAUAGCCUGCUCUCAUCUGGACUCUGAGGUGGGGAAAAGAGGUUCCUUCCUGUUGAGUACUGGGCCUCUAGCCCCAGAGAACCUGGAGGAGGACUUGGGGCACCAUGGCCUGACUCUGCCCUUUGAACAGCCUCAGGAUCUCUUGUUUUCUAGAGACAGGAUUGGAGUUCCCAAGUGCCCCGACGAGCGUGUACAUGAGGGUUCUGGCCAAGCCCCACAGUGUCAAAUUAUUGGCAGCAUGGGGAAGCUCUGCCUACAGAUAGUGUCUGCCAUGAUUUUCUGGUGUCUCAGCCCUGCUGGGAUGGCUGCAGGACCCUCACACCACUCCUUCUGCUCCGCGUCUGGGCGUCCCUCCUCUCUCACUGCCACCUCUCCCUAGCCCUGUCCCAUAGGGCGUGAGGCCGGGGAGUGGAGCAGAGAUUGUGAAAGCCCUUGGCCUUUGAGGUCCAGGAAGGUAUUGGACCUUGAUGGGCUGGUUCUUAGAGUACAGUGUCCAUUGUGGGAUAAGGUCACAUGGACAGUUUUAUGUUCUCUCUGAUCUGCCAAGGGGCCCUGUGCCUCUUUUUAAGCCAUGAGCUGGCUCAGGCCCCCUCCACUGGAGCUGCCCUGUCUUUUUAAAGUAUUUAUUUAUUUAUUUCACGGUUUUUGGGAGCAUGCAGCCCAGGGGUGGGGUGAAGAUGAGGGCUUCUGCCUGAGACCCGUCUGUAGAGUCACGGCUCUCCCUUGGGGCUGCUCUGCAGGGCCUUGCACUAUCGCAGGAGAACUGUUUGUGUGGCCCAAGCAUGGGCUUGGUGGAAGCUGGGUGUGGGGUGAGUGACUCCCGGCUGAAGCCCUCUUCGCUGAUGAGCCAUACACAGAACAGUGAGGGGUUGUCAGUGGGGACCAAGCUGGUGAAGUGUACCCCUUUCCUGGAGGGAACGUCACCUCUGUACUUAUUUAUGCUGGAGAGCAGUGGAGAGGAGGUCUGUAUGGGGAAUUGUCAAUAAAAGGCCCCAAGCUUUUGCUUU